Sinocyclocheilus anshuiensis is the source of this 5655-nucleotide messenger RNA. Its product is annotated as proprotein convertase subtilisin/kexin type 5-like. Gene Ontology annotation, molecular function: serine-type endopeptidase activity. Gene Ontology annotation, cellular component: trans-Golgi network; Golgi membrane. The transcript has 37 exons. The record is from RefSeq and is a predicted model, not a curated record. Lineage: Eukaryota; Metazoa; Chordata; Actinopteri; Cypriniformes; Cyprinidae. Gene Ontology annotation, biological process: peptide hormone processing. The coding region runs from base 1 to 5607 and encodes 1868 amino acids.
AUGUCUCCUACAGCACUUUUUCCAUAUGCAUUUUUACUCUGGAUUGGACUCCAAUGUGUCCAGACAAAAAUCUUCACAAACCGCUGGGCGGUUAAAAUAACUGGAGGUUCUGACGCUGCUGAUCUUAUUGCAGAAAAAUACGGAUUUGUGAACAUGGGCCAGAUAGGUGGGCUAGUAGACCAUUACCAGUUCCAGCACAGCAGAAUUAUCAAACGGUCCACAAUUAAAAGCAGAGGAAACCACAGUCUCAUCGCCACGGAGACCAAGGUGAAGUGGAUCCAGCAACAGAUGGUUCAGAAGAGAGUAAAAAGAACUGACACAAUGGACCAAACCCAUGCCGCCAGCUUCAAUGACCCUGAAUGGGACAGCAUGUGGUAUAUUCACUGUGAUCACAACUGCUUGACCGACAUGAACAUUCAGGCCGCCUGGCGUAGGGGCUACACUGGGAAAGGGGUUGUCGUUUCCAUUCUGGAUGAUGGUAUAGAAAGACAGCAUCCAGAUCUAAAACAGAACUAUGAUGCACAAGCCAGCUAUGAUGUCAACAGCAACGAUUCCGAUCCAACACCACGUUAUGAUGCAACCAAUGAAAAUAAACAUGGGACAAGAUGUGCUGGUGUGGUGGCUGCCUCUGCGAACAAUUCCCUCUGCAUUGUCGGAAUUGCCUACAAUGCAAAAAUUGGUGGUGUGCGUAUGCUGGAUGGCGAUAUGACUGAUAUGGUGGAAGCCCAAUCCCUGAGUCUGAAACAGCAGUAUAUUGACAUCUACAGCUCCAGUUGGGGUCCAGAUGAUGAUGGCAAAACAGUAGAUGGCCCCGGCCCUCUUGCCCUGCUCGCUCUGGAGAAGGGCAUUCGCAAAGGCAGAAAGGGCCGUGGCUCCAUCUUUGUGUGGGCAUCAGGAAAUGGUGGGCAGAGUCAAGACCACUGCUCAUGUGAUGGUUACACCAACAGCAUUUACACCAUCUCAGUGGGCAGCACCACUCAGAGUGGCCGAAAGCCGUGGUACCUGGAAGAGUGCUCCUCUACUCUGGCCACCACUUACAGCAGUGGAGACAAUCACAGCUUAGGCGUUGUGACAACAGAUUUGAGGCAGCGUUGCACUGAUGAGCACUCUGGCACUUCAGCAUCAGCCCCUAUGGCUGCAGGAAUCAUCGCCCUCACGUUGGAGGCAAAUCCAGCUCUGACCUGGAGGGACGUUCAGCACAUUGUGGUGAAAACUUCACGUCGUGGUCACCUAAGUGCUUCAGACUGGCAGAGAAAUGGAGCUGGAUAUGAUGUUAGUCACCUUUAUGGGUUUGGCUUGAUGGAUGCUGAAGCCAUGGUGAAGGAAGCAGAGACCUGGAAGCAGGUGCCUCCUCAACACGUGUGUGAGGAAAACGUAGUCCAGACUGCCAGGAUCAUCAGUCCAGAGAGGGUGUUGAGGUCAGUGUUUAAGUCCUCAGGCUGCUCUUCUCAGCGUCUGCAGCGGGUGGUCUAUCUGGAGCAUGUGGUUGUACAUGUCACAAUCACACAUCCUCACCGUGGAGACCUGUCAGUCACACUGACAUCACCCUCUGGAACCAGAUCUCAGCUUCUCACAAACAGACCGAAUGACCACUCCAACGAGGGCUUCCUUAAGUGGGAAUUCAUGACGACUCACUGCUGGGGUGAAAGACCAGCAGGAGACUGGAUCCUGGACAUCAGAGACACACCAUCUCCACGGAGAAACAGCCGACUACAAGGGAAACUGGUUGAAUGGUCCCUGGUGCUUUAUGGAACACUCACACAUCCAUACAUUCGACAUGAGCAGCCCCGCUCUGCCCAGCUGCUGUCUGAAGAUGACAUCCCAGAGGAGUACAGUGGCUCUUGUGACCCAGAGUGUAGUGAGGAUGGCUGUGAAGGACCUGGACCCCAUCAAUGUAUUUCCUGCUUGCACUUUUUCCUAAAGUUCAAAAAUAACACACGGACCUGUGUGUCUGAGUGUCCGAGUGGGUACUGGGGAGAUAAGAAGAGGUGUAAAAAGUGUUAUUCCUCCUGCAAGUCAUGUUUGGGCAGCCGCAGUGAUCAGUGCACAGCCUGUAAAUCUGGAUAUCAUCUGAAUGAGGAAAAGAACAACUGUGUGACCAGCUGUGAGGAUGGUUCAUAUCUUUACUAUGAGGAAAACGUGUGUAGGAAGUGUAAUAUUGAGAACUGUAUGAAAUGCACCUCAGCCUCCAUUUGCACAGAGUGCUCUGAUGGCACAAGUCUGGUGGGCAGCAGAUGUCAGAAGAGUUGUGAGGUGGGCCGUUACUACAGUGAGCCGGAGGACUCGUGUGAGCCCUGCCACCCAGCCUGUGCUACAUGUGCUGCCGCAGGUCUAGAGUCAUGUAAUCGUUGUGCUGAAGGCUACCUGAUGGAGAACUGGAGAUGUGUGUCCUCCUGCAGUCAAGGAUUCUAUGCUGUACAAGCAAACUCUGACAGCACAGAUACUCAGAGCACCUGUAAGAGGUGUGAUGCGAGCUGUCUGGCCUGUGUCGGGCUAGAUAAAGAAAACUGCAGUGAAUGUGUAGAUGGACACACACUUCUGGAUGGUGUGUGUAUUCUCAGCCACAACUGUGUUGAUGGGGAAUAUCAGGAUGAGAGUGGAGAGUGUCAGUCAUGCGAUGUGUCCUGUCAUAAAUGUAAAGGUUCAACAAGUGUGGACUGUCUCAGCUGCUCCAACACACAUUGGCUUGAUGAGGGUCGAUGUGUGGUCAGCUGCUCAGAUGGGAAGUACCCAUCCAGUGGACAGUGUCACCUCUGUGACCACACUUGUGCUCAGUGUGUUGAUGCUGGUCCUGCUAACUGUACCAGCUGUGAUACAGAUAAGUUUGGGGUGGACCGGUACCUGUUCCGUGGCGAUUGUGUGGAAGUGUGUCCUCAGGCUCAUUUCCACACAGCACUGAAGGCAUGUGAGUCGUGCCCUUCACACUGCAAACUCUGUUCUUCGGCCACACAUUGCAUCAGGUGUGAGGACUCCUUCUACCUCAACGACGGAAUCUGUAAUAAACUGGAGUGUGGCGAAGGGGAGGUGGAAGACCCAGAAUAUGAUGACUGCAUGUCAUGUGAAGAGGGAUGUAAUAAGUGUGUUCUCUAUAAUCCCAAACACUGUCUGUCCUGCAUUGGUGGAUAUUACAAGUUUGAAGAGGGCUGCUAUAAGCCCUGUCCUGCUAAGACAUACACAGUGGAGGAGACCAUGAGCUGUGUAUCCUGUGAGCAUGACUGUGUCAGCUGUGAUGAAGAUGAGUGCUACUGGUGUGAAGCUGACCUCUUCCUGGCAGAUGGGAAGUGUGUGCGAGAAUGCCCUGAUGGUUUCUAUGGUGAUGAAGAUUCUCAGGAGUGUGAGGAAUGUCACUCAGACUGCAGGACAUGCAGUGGGCCAGAGGACAGUGACUGUGACAGCUGCGGUGAUGGAUUUACACUUGAUAAUGGAGCAUGUGUGCCUGAACAGGAUGUCUGCCCUGCCCAGACAUUCCUCAGUGAUGAUGGGGAAUGUGAGGCCUGCCACUCUUCAUGUGAAUCCUGCUGGGGGAGAAUGAAAACUCAAUGCAAUGCCUGUGUCAAAGGUCGAUAUCUGAAUGCAGAUCAGAUGUGUGUGGUACGAUGCCCGACGGGCAGCUUUGGCAGUAAGGAGAGCGGGCACUGUGAGACUUGCCCUCAAGGUUGUGCCCAGUGCCAGGAUGAGCAGCUCUGCACACGCUGCCAGUCAGCACGUAAAAACACUCUUUAUUUGCAGGCCGGCCAGUGUGUGCUUAAGUGCACAAGAGGGUAUCCUGUGGGUCAGGUGUGUAAGAGCUGUGCAUCUGGUUGUAUGUCCUGUGAGAAGAAUGCAACACACUGUCUGAGCUGUGAGGAGACGCUACUUCUCCACAAACAUGAGUGUGUGGUACAAUGUCCAUCUGGACACACAGUGAGGAAUGGGGAGUGUGUGCAGUGUCCAGAGAGCUGUGUUAUCUGCUCUGAGGACGGACUCUGUACAGAGUGUAAGGAAGACUUUUUCCUGCAUGCGGGUCAGUGUAUAGUGGUGUGUCCUGAUGGGUUUUUUGAGGACACUGAUCAAGGCAUUUGUGAGCGAUGCCACGCCGACUGUGAAUUAUGUGAUGGGCCCGAACCAAACAACUGUGAUGCCUGUUCCGACCCUGACCACACACUGCACAACGGAGCAUGUUUAUCCCCCUGCCCCGCACAUACUUACAGGGAAAGCAGGUCUGGAAAGUGCAUGGCCUGUGACAGCUCCUGUCUAACCUGUUCUGGUCCUCACGACACAUCCUGCACCAGCUGCUCUGAGGCCCUGGCGAUAGAUGCUCACGGGCGCUGUGCCACACCCACCACAUGUCCCUCACACCACUACAGCAACCAAGAUGGAGAAUGUCACUUGUGUCACAAGUAUUGUCACGAGUGCUCUGGCUCACAUCAGGACCAGUGCCUCAGCUGCAACCAGAACCACUAUCUACUCAAUGGCAGCUGUGUGAAUCAGUGUCCAGAUGAAUUCUUCAAGGGGGAAACACAGCGCUGUGAACCCUGUCAUCCUAACUGCCUCACCUGCAUGGGGCGGCACAGCCACGAGUGCCUGAGCUGCAGAGUUCACCUCUACAGAGACGCCAAGGAAUGUGUGGACACAUGCCUCUCUGGUCACUACGCUUCAGCUGUCUCUAGGACGUGUGAGCGGUGUGAUGAGAGCUGUGGGGAGUGUCUUCAGGCUGGUGCCGAGGGCUGUGUGAGCUGCAGAGAGGGGAUGCUGUUUAUCAGGAAGCAGGGGCGCUGUGUGUCUUCCUGUCCUGAUGUGUACUACCAUGAUACACACCACAAAACAUGUGAAGCCUGCCACCCCAGCUGUAGAACAUGCACAGGCAAGAGUAUUGAGGAUUGUGACUCAUGUCGAACAGGUUAUACGCUCACACAGGGUGCUUGCGAGUCGCCCUGCAUCACAGGAGAGUACGCUGAGCCUGAGGAACAGGGCUAUAACUGUGUGUCAUGUGAUGAGUCCUGUUUAGAAUGCAAAGGUCCUGGGCCUCAUAACUGCACCAUCUGCCCAGCACAGUUCAUUCUGACCACAGAGGGGCGCUGUCUGCCCUGCUGCACCAACACAGAACAGGAAGUUCAGCGGGAGUGCUGUAACUGUACCGAGACCAGAGGUGAGUGUGUCCUUAGCACUAACUUUGCCUUCCAUAACCAUGAGGAAGAAGAAUACACAGGAAACCUGCCACUCUUCAUCACUACUGCCAUCCUGCUUGUUUUCGCCAUAAUUGCUGUAAUCAUCCUCAUUAAGCGUUCUCUUUCCAAACGACCCAUGCCUGAGCCUGCUGUCCCAGGCGGGUAUGAAAAACUGGGCCAUGGUGGCGGCAGAGACAGCUUCUACAGAGGCACAUCAUCAUCCACCUCCACCUACGGUGGUCAAGCAAGCUCUAGUUCUGGACGGUUCCAUGAGUCACAGCUGGUGGACCUCAGUGAUCAGAAGGGGAGACGGGAUGAUGACGAUGAAGAGGAUGAAGAUGAAGAUAUUGUGUACAUGGGACAGGACGGGACUGUGUAUCGCAAAUUCAGAUACGGGCAGCUGGGUGACGAGCAGGAGGAUGAGUUAGAAUAUGACGAUGAGAGCUACAACUACCGAUAACAUCUUCAGCUGUUUAAAUGAAAAUGUAUUCUGCAGGGUUACUGAAAU